Molecule: messenger RNA, 2372 nt
Organism: Saccostrea cuccullata (small rock oyster)
Lineage: Eukaryota; Metazoa; Mollusca; Bivalvia; Ostreida; Ostreidae
Product: sacsin-like
Exons: 10
Molecular function (GO): Hsp70 protein binding
Source: RefSeq, a predicted model, not a curated record
UGGCAUUACUCAGGCAAGCUUUUUGAAAAGCUGUUACUUGUACGAGUAUAUUAUUUCUGCAACAACUGUGACAUUAAUUCCCCGGUGUACUAACAAGCAAGAAGAUGGCUGAAGACUUUGUAAAGAUAUGUCAGAUCCAGAAAAAAGGAAGGGGGAGCCUAUCCCAUUAAAUUCAAUUCAAGAUGAAAGAAGUAGGGCAUUGGUGAAGGAUCCUUCCAAACGGCAGAGGAAAACACAGCCACCCCAGACGUCACACAAACGACGAAAAACAGAUACUGAGCUAGGAGAACCUGGAACCUCCAACAGGGAAAACUUCACAGAAAUAAAGUCAAGCUCUGCAGUUGUUGAGACAUACAAUAAUGGCAGGGACAACGCAAAGAGACACAAACUUGAGAUGGGCAAUCAGGAGUCAGGAAUUAAAGUUCCUAGAAUGGACGAAGAUUGUAAAGCAGAGGACAGUGGGAGCGACUAUGAAGGUCUGCAGGAUCCUCCCGUGCGACGUCAGUUACAGAACAUCCUCCGACAAUAUCCUGAUGGACCCCAGAUCAUCAGGGAGCUGGUACAGAACGCUGAAGAUGCUAAAGCCAGUACUUUCAAGGUUAUGACAUGUAUGGAGGAUAAUUUAGGGGAUGGAGAUUUUGACUCCAAAUACAAAAAAAUCUUCCAGGGACCAGCUCUAUGUGCAUUCAAUGAUCGCGUUUUUACUGAAAAUGACUGGAAAGGCAUCAAAACAAUUUAUGUCAGCGUGAAAGAAAAAGAUGACACCUUUAAGAUUGGGCGAUUUGGACUUGGGUUCAAAUCAGUUUUCCAUCUCACAGAUACACCGGUCAUCAUAAGUGGUGAUAGGCUCUUAAUUAUCGACCCAACCAGCAGGACAGAAAAAGUGUGUCACAAUGUCACCUUCAAGAAGCUUACAUCAAGGUACAAAUUCACCCUGUGGCCAGUACUGAGGAAGGUCCUCAACUUGGACAAUGGAGGCGUUUUUGGAUUGGAAACAUCUAAUGUACAAGAAGGAUAUUUCCCAAAUACUUUGUUUUGGUUCCCCCUGAGAAGAGCACCAUCCUCUCUCCUGGACAAGAUUUACCUCCCCUCAAGAAUGAUGGAACUAAUGGAAUCAUUCAGAAAAGAGGCAGACACAACCCUGCUGUUUCUUCGAUACAUCAAUUCUAUUACAAUAAUGGAAAACAGGGACAGUGUAUUGUAUGAAGUGACUAUAGAGGGAACCGGUGCAUCAGUAGACAACUUCUCUGACUUACGAGAAUGCACAAGAGAUUGGUUAAAGAACACAAGCACAAAACCAGAGGAUUCCCAAAGUGUUGCAUACAAUGCCCUGGUCAUCACAAAGGAUGGAAAAGAGGGUUCAGGAAAGAAAGCCGAGUUCAAAAUCGUCAAUUUUUACCAAGGCACAAAAGAAAUGUCACAGGAUCUCAAAACCUUGUCAGAAGAUGGAGAUAAUGCACCUUUUGUUGGCGUAGCUUAUCCUCUACAGAAGGAGGAAUCAUUUUCUGCUCAUGUGUUCUGUUUUCUGCCUUUGCCUUUUCAGUCCAGUAGUUUGACCAAUCUACCUGUACAUGUGAAUGGGUUCUUUAACUUGGACCCAGCUCGAGAUCACGUGCUACAAGCCACAGCAGGGCAGGUAGGCAAGAGAGACAAAAACAUAGAAUGGAAUGAGCUGCUGAUCAAAGAAGUGAUAUCUCAAGCGUACAUAAAGCUGAUUAAAGAACUCCUCAAGGAAGGGAAUUCACGGGAGACGAUCUACCGCUGCUUACCUGAUGUACAGAGAGUGGACAAUGAUUUGUGGAAACUCCUCCUUCACCCUGUGCUAGAGAAUGUCCUCAGAAUGAACAUCUUCCAGCCUGAGAAACAGGAGAAAACGUGGGUUAGUUAUGAACAGGCUGUGUUUGAUGUUUUUGUUGACAGAGAAAGAAAAAUGGCAAAGAAAACAAAGGAAGUUGUGAUUAAGGUGAUCAAAAAAUACGGUGAAAAUUUGGUCAGAUUGCCAGAUCAUUUGAAAAUUUUAGUAGAGUCACAUACAGAAUACAGAUUUCUACCUAAAAUCCAGCCAAAGCUUAUUAGGUCAGACUAUAUUGCCAAUCUUCUGCUGAAAGGUAACCGGUAUAAAGAGAAGAAGAGAUACACCAAAUUAGUACUUCUGGAUUAUUUCUUAGAAUAUAGUCAUCAAGAAGUAUGGAAACACCUGGAACUGUUGCCAACAAAUGACAAGACCCACUUUGUGUCUCUAGCAUCCACACUAACUCUGUAUUUAUGUUCAGAAACUGAAGCUGCUCUGUUUCCAGGGUUAGAGAGACAAUUGUUAUCUGACUUAAGAGAAGACAUGGAAGAAAAAUUGAUGUCAAUCCAAAUUCCAUCAA